Lizanozyma spartinae is the source of this 693-nucleotide messenger RNA. RefSeq names its product U2-type spliceosomal complex subunit (gene CWC25). Bases 1 to 693 code for a protein of 230 amino acids. Lineage: Eukaryota; Fungi; Ascomycota; Pichiomycetes; Serinales; Debaryomycetaceae. The record is from RefSeq and is a predicted model, not a curated record. Gene Ontology annotation, biological process: mRNA splicing, via spliceosome. Gene Ontology annotation, cellular component: U2-type spliceosomal complex. The transcript has a single exon.
AUGCCCAGUGACCUUAAUCUCAAGAAGUCGUGGCACCCUGGUUUACUCAAGAACCAGAAAAAGGUAUGGGAAGAGGAACAAGAUAGAUUAAAAGAGCAUCAAAAGGUUCAGAAACGUCAACAAGAACUUGCUGAAGAAAGAACCAAAUUAGAAUUACUCAAGUUACAAUAUGGAGAUGAUCUUCUGAAGCUUCCAGCUACAGAGAGGUUGAAGUUGAAUAAACUCGAUUGGAUGUAUGAUGAUCCUACUGUCAAAUCAUCACAAGGGGUUGUUAAUGAAGACGGGUUUCAUGAAGUUGAAGGGGAUUUUGAUGUGGGAAAGAAAGAAGUUGAGCAAUUACUACUGGGGAAGAAAAAGUUUGAUGUUGAACGUAAUAGCCGAUUAAAUAAGAUUCUAGGAACCGAUGUUACUAGAACCACCACAGCAGCAACAACAUCAAAGAAUCUUUAUAGCGAUGAUCCACUUGCUAUGAUCAAACAAGGAAUGAAAAGAGAAGCAAAGAAAUCACAUGACAAAAGAAGCAGAAUAGAUAAACAUCAUCCAACUUCAAGAAAGCGACAUGAACAACAACGUCCAAAAUACACCGAUAAAGAACGAAGGGAACCCUACCCGGACCAUGUACAUCUGCAUUCACAUAGACCGAAACAGAACCACAAUGACCCAAAGAAGAAAUGGGUGUCCGAACAGUAUUGA